CUUGGUGCCUGACCUAGUCGGGUGGCGAUGGCGGUGGUAGUGGCUGCGACUGCUGUUUUACGGGCCCAGAUGCUUCGGGUUUCUUCUAAGAUACCUACCUGCUACCCAGCAACCUUUUUUUCCUCAUCUUCAGUGCCAACAGUCAAACUUUUCAUAGAUGGGAAAUUUGUUGAAUCUAAAACUGACAAGUGGAUUGACUUUCACAACCCGGCUACCAACGAGGUGAUUGGUCGAGUUCCCAAAACCACACAGGCUGAAAUGAAUGCUGCUGUAGAGUCCUGCAAACGUGCUUUUCCCUCAUGGGCAGAGACAUCUGUACUAAGCCGCCAGCAGAUCCUGCUGCGUUAUCAGCAGCUUAUCAAGGAAAACUUGAAAGAAGUUGCUAAGCUAAUCACUUUGGAGCAAGGGAAGACCCUGGCUGAUGCUGAGGGAGAUGUGUUCCGAGGCCUUCAGGUAGUUGAACAUGCCUGUAGUGUGACAUCCCUCUUGAUGGGAGAGACCAUGCCUUCCAUUACCAAAGACAUGGACAUUUACUCCUACCGCCUACCUUUGGGUGUAUGUGCAGGCAUUGCUCCAUUCAAUUUUCCUGCCAUGAUUCCUCUCUGGAUGUUCCCCAUGGCCAUGGUGUGUGGGAACACCUACUUGAUGAAGCCAUCUGAACGAGUACCUGGAGCAACAAUGUUUCUCGCCAAGUUGCUGCAGGACUCUGGUGCCCCAGAUGGGACACUGAAUAUCAUCCACGGGCAGCAUGAAGCUGUGAAUUUUAUUUGUGAUCAUCCGGAUAUAAAAGCAAUCAGCUUUGUGGGCUCCAAUCAGGCUGGAGAGUACAUCUAUGAGAGAGGGUCAAGAAAUGGCAAGAGAGUCCAAGCAAAUCUGGGAGCUAAGAAUCACGGGGUGGUCAUGCCAGAUGCCAAUAAGGAAAACACUCUGAACCAACUGGUGGGAGCAGCUUUUGGAGCCGCAGGGCAACGCUGCAUGGCCCUGUCUACAGCCAUCCUGGUAGGGGAAGCAAAGAAAUGGCUGCCAGAACUUGUGGAGCGAGCAAAAAAGCUACGGGUUAAUGCGGGAGACCAACCAGGAGCUGAUUUGGGCCCUCUAAUCACCCCGCAGGCCAAAGAACGAGUUUGUCAUAUCAUUGAGAGUGGAACAAAGGAGGGAGCCUCAAUUCUUCUAGAUGGAAGAAAGAUUAAAGUUAAAGGCUAUGAAAAAGGCAAUUUCGUUGGACCAACCAUUAUCUCAGGUGUCAAGUCAAAUAUGACCUGUUACAAAGAAGAGAUUUUUGGUCCAGUUCUAGUGGUUUUGGAGGCAGAGUCUUUGGAUGAAGCCAUCAAGAUGGUGAAUGACAAUCCAUAUGGAAAUGGAACUGCUAUCUUUACCACCAAUGGAGCCACUGCUCGAAAAUAUUCUCACUUGGUGGAUGUGGGGCAGGUGGGUGUGAAUGUCCCUAUUCCAGUGCCUUUGCCAAUGUUCUCAUUUACGGGCUCUCGCUCUUCCUUCAGAGGAGACACCAAUUUUUAUGGCAAACAGGGCAUUCAAUUCUAUACACAGCUAAAGACCAUUACUUCUCAGUGGAAAGAAGAAGAUUCCUUGCUAUCUGCACCUGCUGUAGUUAUGCCAACUAUGGGCCAUUAAAAAUAACUUUUAGCAGA
This is a messenger RNA of Gracilinanus agilis (Agile Gracile Mouse Opossum), 1649 nucleotides long. It is a transcript of the gene ALDH6A1, whose product is annotated as aldehyde dehydrogenase 6 family member A1. The coding region runs from base 28 to 1632 and encodes 534 amino acids. Lineage: Eukaryota; Metazoa; Chordata; Mammalia; Didelphimorphia; Didelphidae. Gene Ontology annotation, molecular function: methylmalonate-semialdehyde dehydrogenase (acylating, NAD+) activity; malonate-semialdehyde dehydrogenase (acetylating, [NAD(P)+]) activity. The record is from RefSeq and is a predicted model, not a curated record. The transcript is spliced from 12 exons. Gene Ontology annotation, biological process: thymine catabolic process; L-valine catabolic process. Gene Ontology annotation, cellular component: mitochondrion.